Molecule: messenger RNA, 702 nt
Organism: Cordyceps fumosorosea ARSEF 2679
Lineage: Eukaryota; Fungi; Ascomycota; Sordariomycetes; Hypocreales; Cordycipitaceae
Product: Maleylacetoacetate isomerase
Exons: 1
Coding region: 1-702 (233 amino acids)
Biological process (GO): glutathione metabolic process; L-phenylalanine catabolic process
Cellular component (GO): mitochondrion; cytoplasm
Molecular function (GO): maleylacetoacetate isomerase activity; glutathione transferase activity
Source: RefSeq, a predicted model, not a curated record
AUGGACCCGGCCGAGACGUUCUGUCUGCACUCCUUCUACUGUUCAUCUUGUGCACAGCGUAUUAUCAUUGCUGCACAUCUGAAAUCGAUUCCACUCACAUUUUCUUAUGUCAAUCUCUCCACCCAAGAGCAGCAUGAUCUCGAAUACACGCAGUCGCUUAACCCCAGCCACAGUGUUCCAACACUUGUCAUUACGGACGAGACAAAGGGCAUCAGGGUCGUGAUUCGGCAGUCGGUCUCGAUUCUAGAGUACUUUGAGGAGCGCUUUCCUGACAGGUAUCCGCUGUUACCCCCCAUUGGCGCGGAAGCCGAAAAGCGCGCUCUUAUUCGCGACUUUACGAAUAUCAUUACCAGCGAUGUACAGCCACCGACCAAUUCGCGCAUCGCCAAGCGUGUGAAAGCUAUUCGGGACCGACUUGAGGAUCAGGUCGACUUUGCCAAGGCUUGCUUUACCGAUGGCUUCAAGGCAUACGAGGCUUUACUUCAAACACAUGGUGGGGAUGGAGGCUUCACCGUGGGUGAUGCAGUCACCAUGGCAGACGUUUGUCUGGUCCCAGCUAUAGAUCAGGCUACCAUUUACAAGAUGGAUAUGGGUUUUGCACCUAGAGUUAUGGAGAUUUACACGAACCUCAAAACCCUGCCCGCUUUUCAGGCAGCGGACUGGAGGGCCCAGGGAGAUACACCAGAGAAGUUUCGUGUUUAA